AUGUCCGUGACACCAAGUCGAACUCAAGUUUUACAAAUCUAUCGCUCACUCUUAAAAGCUAGCAAAAAUUUUUCAAAUUAUAAUUUCAGAGAUUAUGCAUACCGUAAGACUCGGGAUUCAUUUCACCAACAUAAAAAUGAGACUAGGCCGGAUAAAAUUACAGAAUUGGUCAAGAAAGCUGAACAUGAAUUAAAUGUGGUAAAGAGGCAAGGUUACUUGAAUAGUCUUUACGCCGUAGACAGAUUAAUUGUUGAAGAUUUGGAAGGAAAAGAAGCUACAAGGGUGAGAGGUGAAAAUUGA
Acaulospora morrowiae is the source of this 300-nucleotide messenger RNA. The record is from the annotation of a GenBank genome assembly. NCBI's taxonomy places the organism in Eukaryota, Fungi, Glomeromycota, Glomeromycetes, Diversisporales, Acaulosporaceae.